CAUGGAGAGGUACAAUCAACGUCUAUGAGUAUCCUCGAAUAUCGUGCAGCUUCGGAGUUCCAGUGGUGUAGUGUAAUUGUUGCCGGAACUCCGGCUCUACGCGGUUAUUCAUGCACAGCACUCAACGCUUUAUAGAAUCCCAUGUCUUCAUCCGUCUGAAUCUCGUACCACACCUUAAGCGGCAUUAGCUCAACACUAAUAAUUCUGUAUAGCUCACACUAAGACACUGAAGAACUUUCAAUGGCCAAGACGUCACUUCCACUGCUAGCCCUCCCGCACCCUCUGGUUCUCCUUCCGACUGCAAGGAUAACGAUUCCAGUGCCCAAAUCAACUGGCGAGGCCCUGCUGACGUUGGUUCAGGAAUCAGAGAACCAGUCUAUCGUUGCUGCGGUACCUAUAAGUUCGCCAGAUUCCCCUCUGCACUCCUGGGGCACUGCGGCUCGCAUAACUCGACUCAUCAAGCCGCCUCUCAGGAACCUUAAGCAACCGUACCUCUUGUCGCUCUUAGGUAUCACUCGCAUACGUGUUCUCGAGAAACAGAAUUCUACUUCACCCCGAGGAGAUGGCAUCUUGGAGUGCGCCGUGGAAUACCCGUCUCAGGAUGGCACUCCCACAACGGAGAAUGUCGUGAAAUUUAAGACUGCUGCUCUUAGACUACUCGAGCAUCUGGCAAAGGACACUACCCAGCAAGCCAAACGUGAUACCUACAACAAGGUAGCUUCUAUGUUGGAAGAGGUCACGGAACAGAGGGCUCCGUGGAUGGCUGACGUCAUGGUCGCCAACAUCAACGGAGAGUAUGCAGACAAGCUCGCUUUUCUAUCUGCGGUCGAUCUGAAUGACCGUUUGCAACGUGCAACGACGCUCUUCGUGAAGCAGACUACGAUAUCUGAAGUCUCACAGAAGAUCGCGCAAUCAGUAGAUGAAUCACUGUCGAAGCAACAGAAGGAAUUCUUUCUCCGCCAGCAGCUUGUGGCUAUUCAGAGAGAACUCGCCAGCUUGCGUCGCUCUAACUCCACUUCGCCCGUGGGCGACGAACAGAGCCCUCGCGCACCAUCUGAGCUCGACAAUGACGAGCAGGCAGAAAUGGAGGACAUGGCCGAGAUUAGAACGAAGAUUGAGGCAAUGGCUCAGGGAAGUGAGGAACGGAAGAUGGCAGUUAGAGAAUGGAGGCGGUUGAAACGUAUACCGCCUGGAAGUGUUGAGCAUGGUGUUGUCCGCAACUACCUUGAAUGGCUUACUGCUGUUCCGUGGCCGGGUUCAUCGGGGAACCUAUCAACUUCCAUGGAUGUAAUCCGCUCCCGUGACUUCCUACCCAGUGCGCGACGACAACUCGACGCAGACCACUUCGGACUUGAGAAGAUCAAGAAACGGCUGAUCGAAUAUCUCGCCGUCGUUCGUCUCAAAGCGCUCCAGGCGGAGGCAGAGCAGAAACGCCAACAGGCUGCCGCUGCCGCGGAGAAACAGGAAGAGCGAAUGGCUUCCGCCACGUCGAAGGAUGAUACAGAACUCUGUAAGGACACCAUGGCUUCGCAUGUCAAUGCUGGAUUUCCUGGUGCUGGUGCAACACCAUUGCAUAUACAGAGUCCAACACCUUCUCCGCCUUCUGCACCCCAAACAUCCCCUAGCUCUACUCGAAAGAACGUGAAGGGACCGAUACUACUGUUUGUUGGACCGCCGGGUACCGGUAAGACCUCACUUGGCCAAUCAAUUGCCCGUGCGCUCGACAGGCCUUUCCAACGAAUAUCGCUUGGUGGUGUCCGAGAUGAAGCUGAGAUUCGAGGACAUCGAAGGACUUACGUUGGAAGUGGACCCGGUUUGAUUGUCCAAGCUCUCAGGAAGGCGGGUCGUCCUGACCCAGUCAUUGUCUUGGAUGAGAUAGAUAAAGUCAGUCAUGGUAACUUCCAUGGUGACCCGGCAGCCGCUCUACUGGAGGUCCUUGAUCCAGAACAAAAUCAUAGCUUCAACGAUCAUUACGUCAACGUGCCUGUUGACCUCAGCCCAGUCCUGUUCAUCUGCACCUCAAACACGCUCGAAACUAUCUCCGCCCCACUGUUAGAUCGCUGCGAAAUCAUUCAGCUUAGCGGUUACACUUAUAAUGAGAAGAUGCACAUCGCUCGACGGUUCUUACUCCCAAAGCAACUCACAGCAAAUGGUCUAACUUCAGACCAUCUCCUUAUCACAGAGCCUGCUCUUCUGCAGAUCGCGACCUUGUAUACUCGUGAAGCCGGCGUUCGAUCACUUGAUCGCGCCAUAGGUGCAGUGGUGCGGUACAAAGCCGUUGAAUGGGCAGAACAUAUCGAUGCGAGCUUGAGUGGCGAAGACACUUCCGAUUCCGUCAUCAUCGAAAGUACCCUGUCCAAGAAAGCGCCUCAUUACAACAAGGUGGUGGAAGAGCACGAUCUUGAGAAGAUCCUCGGCAUUGCGCGUUGGGACGCCGAAGAGCGAGAACGAGAGGAGCGAAGGGGUCUUGUGUACGGUUUGGUUGUCUCAGGAGUGGGUGAAGGUGGUAUUCUCCCUGUAGAGACUGCUGUUGUACCCGGGAGUGGUAGGCUGAAACUGACGGGAAGUUUGGGCGACGUCAUCAAAGAGAGCGGGGAAUUAGCGUUGAGCUGGGUGAAGACGCAUGCAUACGAACUUGGCGUCACUAGUUCUAGAAAUCAAGACCCUCUCAAGGUGCCCGACCUUAUCGAUAUCCAUCUACAUCUACCGUCAGGAGCUGUAAAGAAGGACGGACCCUCGGCUGGUAUCGCUAUGACUUGUGCGUUCGUUUCGUUACUCACCGGUGCAUGUGUUCCAAGCAAUGUCGCCAUGACGGGAGAGGUAACGCUGCGAGGUCGCGUGGGCCCUGUGGGCGGUAUCAAGGAGAAGGUCCUUGGGGCACAUCGAGCGCACGUCCAGAAGGUCAUUCUUCCAUGGGCGAAUCGUAAGGAUGUCGAACACGACGUUCCACUUGAGAUCAGAGCUGCUAUGGAGUUCGUUUUUGUUAGGACGAUGGAAGAAACCCUUCAAGCGGCUUUCGGCAAAGGUGUUCUCGAUUGGAGGGGGAAUGUGGUGGUCAUGGAGAGUCGUUUGUAAGUUCACACAGCUGCAGGUUGGACUUGGUGGGCGCGUUUCUUGUCGUUCCUUUGCAUAUCCUUGGACGGAUGUUGAAUAAUUCCUCUGUCACGCUUCUAGCAAUACUUUACAACGUACAUACACGUUUUUAUUCUUUCAACUCCUCAUGAUGUAUCAAUCCACAAUACAAAGCUCACCGACAGUUUCUGUAAUAUUAUCACAUCUCACUAUGUAGUCGACAUUAGAAUAAAUUCGAGGGUUGUCGACCCCCGAUAUCUUCCG
Molecule: messenger RNA, 3336 nt
Organism: Somion occarium
Lineage: Eukaryota; Fungi; Basidiomycota; Agaricomycetes; Polyporales; Cerrenaceae
Source: the annotation of a GenBank genome assembly